Molecule: messenger RNA, 1779 nt
Organism: Rhinocladiella mackenziei CBS 650.93
Lineage: Eukaryota; Fungi; Ascomycota; Eurotiomycetes; Chaetothyriales; Herpotrichiellaceae
Exons: 3
Coding region: 1-1779 (592 amino acids)
Biological process (GO): transmembrane transport
Molecular function (GO): transmembrane transporter activity
Source: RefSeq, a predicted model, not a curated record
AUGAGCUCACUCCUAAAAGACAACUCUGAAAGAACCGAUGACAGGGAAAAGGACGAGACACAAGUCGAGGCCCCUUCCAGCAAUGUUGCCACGAAUAAUGGGAGAGACUCCGCCAGCAGGGAGAGAGGCUACGAGACAGAUGAGGAGACAAUUUCGAAAAACGCCCAGGCUGGUGUACAAAAGAUGCAAGCAGCAACAUCAGUUUGGAGCAAGUGGAAUUUGAUCACAGCAUAUGGGCUAAUCUGGCUUAUUUACUUCGUCAUCUCGUUAGAAGAAGUUGUCGUUCGCUCUCUGAACCCUUAUGUCACCAGUUCCUUUUCUCUACAUUCUCUAACGGCUGCCACGAACAUCAUGUCGAGCAUCAUAGGAGGUCUGGCAAAGAUCCCCACUGCCAAAAUCCUCGACACAUGGGGUCGGCCCCAAGGAAUGGCGCUCAUGGCCUUUAUCUGGGUCGUUGGCUUCAUCAUGAUGGCCGCCUGCAACAAUGUUCAGACCUACGCAGCAGCUCAGGUAUUUUCCUUGACUGGGUCCCAAGGAGUGAGCUACUGCUUGACAGUCUUUAUCUCGGAUACGUCCUCACUGAAGAACCGAACACUCAUGUUGUCCUUUGCCACUUCGCCAUACAUCAUCACGACUUGGCUAGGAGGACCAAUAUCCCAGAGUAUUGUGGGAGGUGUGGGCUGGAGGUGGGGAUUUGGCAUUUUCUCAAUUGUCAUCCCUGUAGCCGUCGCACCACUGACUCUCCUCUUCUUGUUCAAUCAGCGCAAGGCUAUGAAGGCCGGUUUGAUCAAGCCGACACGUCUCAGUUUCAGUCCAGCCUCGUUGAAAAAGUACGCCAUCGAGGUCGACCUCUUGGGCAUUAUCAUCCUGGCUGGAGGCAUGGCAUUAUUCCUGCUUCCUUUCAGCCUUUACUCCUACCAGGCUGACCAAUGGAGGUCGCCCAUGAUUAUCUGUAUGAUCACAUUUGGCGGAGUGCUACUCAUCCUGUUCGCCUUGCACGAGAAAUACCUGGCACCCAAGACUUUUAUCCCUUUCCAGCUGUUGAUGGACCGAACUGUAUUUUGUGCUGGGCUGAUGUUCGUCUUUGUCUUCUUCAACUCUAUGGUCUGGGGCAGCUACUUUUUCUCCAUGUUACAGGUUGUCUGGAAUCUCAGUAUCACCAAUGCUACAUACGUGAGCGCAAUAUAUCGAGUCGGCUCAUGCCUCUGGGCGAUUGCUGUGGGAUUCUUGAUCCGUUGGACGGGAAGAUUUAAAUGGCUCGCGCUCUAUUUUGCCAUUCCCCUUAUGAUGCUGGGAGUAGGGCUCAUGAUUGAGUUUCGACGGCCCGAUAGCGACAUCGGAUAUAUCGUCAUGACACAGAUCUUUGUCGCUUUCUCUGGAGGCACAAUCGUUCUCUGUGGAGAAUUAGCGAUGAUGGCACCAUCGGAUCAGCAGAAUCUUGCUGCCAUGAUUGCCAUACUGAACCUUUUCGGAAGUAUCGGCAGUGCUGCAGGGGGAACUGUGGCUACUGCGAUCUGGACGGGAGUUUUCCCAGCUGCUUUGCGCAAAUAUUUGCCUCCGGAAAUUGACGUCGACAAGAUAUAUGGAUCUAUCGUCGCCCAAAUGUACUAUCACCAAGGAACUCCGGCUAGAGACGGUAUCAACAGGGCAUAUGGCGACGCUCAACGAUAUAUGCUCAUCACCAGCCUUUGCCUACUCGCUGGGGCACUCAUCUCAGUUGCCUUCUGGAGGGACAUCAAGAUCAAGGACACGAAGCAGGUCAAAGGCCGUGUAGUCUGA